AUGAGAGGAAGACUUCAGCCACAAGAACAGACGAUACAUAAACUGUGUGUUGUUUGUUUCUUUCAGUACAAAAAGGACUUUGUUACUUUACAUCUAGAAAAACAAGAGACUUUGCCAUGGACAACUUUUAUUGAAUCAGGCUUAGACCAAUCAGCUAAAGACCCCGACUUUGAUAAUGACCAGGCACCAGAAGAGUAUUCCUCUUUUGCACAUGCAGGCUAUGAUUACAUUACGGACUAUCUUAAUGCAUUAAAUAACGGUAAAGAAGAAGACACAACCAUAAGACUUAUGAUAAUUGGAUGCUUCGGUCAAGGUAAAACCACGCUAGCCAGAAGGUUAAUGUCGCAUGACUUAGAUGGAGUACAAAGUACAAAUGGCAUAGACAUUUAUAACGUUACAUGCCAACAGGAUGAAAAUGUUUGGAACAGUUUAACAGAGGAAGAUUCUUAUGGACACACUAUGAAAAGACUGGCUCAGAUAAGUAUGACACAAGCUGACGAUACAAAAACUGAAAAUGAUGACAAUGCGUUAGAUGGUGCAAUUUCCACCAGUUCACAAGUUAUUUAUUCUAGAACCACACCCACUCCUAGUUCUAAACCAGUUUUGACAAAGGAUGAAAAAUUAUCAAUUUUUUGGGGAGAUUUUAUGGAUGAUCCAAGGCUAAACGACAGCCUAUCACUUUUUGAGCAAUUUAAACAAGAAAUUUAA
Messenger RNA from Ruditapes philippinarum (Manila clam), 708 nucleotides. RefSeq lists its product as uncharacterized. The transcript has 3 exons. The record is from RefSeq and is a predicted model, not a curated record. NCBI's taxonomy places the organism in Eukaryota, Metazoa, Mollusca, Bivalvia, Venerida, Veneridae. Bases 1 to 708 code for a protein of 235 amino acids.